This is a messenger RNA of Megalopta genalis, 4060 nucleotides long. RefSeq lists its product as uncharacterized. The record is from RefSeq and is a predicted model, not a curated record. Lineage: Eukaryota; Metazoa; Arthropoda; Insecta; Hymenoptera; Halictidae. Gene Ontology annotation, cellular component: nucleus. Gene Ontology annotation, molecular function: RNA polymerase II cis-regulatory region sequence-specific DNA binding; DNA-binding transcription activator activity, RNA polymerase II-specific; zinc ion binding. Gene Ontology annotation, biological process: regulation of transcription by RNA polymerase II.
GGAGGGUGACGGGGGUGAGAACGGAAGCUCGCGUAGAUAGGGAGGGUGCAGUCGCCUCAGACGUCUGCUAGGCCCUAACACUUUGCGUCAGACCUUCCUUUUACGCUUUCCGUUCUCUCGUUCGGUUGCACCUUCGAUUAUUCUUCCCUUCGGCGGCCGUUCACGAUGGCUCUCGAUGCCACCGAGAAAAGUUACAUACUGGACGCCAGGAACACCUACGAGGAUGGUGGCAGUCUCGGUUCGGAGGAGUCUUACGAUGACAUGAGACAAUUGGUCGGGGACAAGAAGGAGGAGUCCGGAAAAUUCAAUAGCCUACCUCUGGCCAGUUUCAAUUUUAUCAACUCGAUUAUCGGCAGCGGUGUUAUUGGCAUCCCCUACGCCCUCCAUCAGGCUGGAUUCGGUCUUGGUAUCGCAUUGCUGGUAGUGGUAGCUGGCCUGACCGAUUACUCAUUAAUUCUGAUGGUCAGAAGCGGUCACAUCUGCGGCGAGAUGAGCUACCAAGGCUUAAUGAGGGCUAGCUUCGGUCGUACCGGAUUUUAUAUUCUCACAACUUUACAGUUUUUUUAUCCGUUCAUAGCGAUGGUCUCUUAUAACGUUGUUGUCGGCGACACGGUCACGAAGGUUUUAAUAAGGGUGACGGGAAUGAGCGAGACGAACAUCUUCGCUCACCGGCAAGUGGUCAUCUUCUUCGCGACGGUCUUGGUUACGAUACCGCUGUGUCUUUACCGAAACGUUGCUCGUUUGGCCAAGAUCUCCUUUCUUUCGCUCGUCUGCGUCGGGUUCAUUCUGUUGGCGAUUCUAAUCCGAAUGGGUACGAUGGCCUCAAUUGUGCCAAGCCGAGAGGAUAGCUGGCGAUUCGCGAACUUUCCCGGCAUAGUGCCAUCGGUCGGGAUUAUGGCAUUCGCCUUCAUGUGCCACCAUAAUACGUUCCUCAUCUACGAGUCCAUAGAGAGAGCUACCCAACAGAAGUGGGACGUCGUCACUCAUUGGUCCCUUUUCACCUCGUUCCUGAUUGCCGCGGCGUUCGGAAUUAUCGGGUACACUACGUUCACAUCGUUCGUUCAGGGCGAUCUUAUGGAGAACUACUGCUGGGACGACGAUCUAAUGAACUUCGCGAGGGUGAUGUUCAGCGGGACCAUACUGCUGACGUUCCCGAUCGAAUGUUUCGUCACGAGGGAGGUGAUCUUAACGGCCAUCAAAGGAACGGACGAGCUGGAGGAUCACACCGCUUACAUUCCGAACUCGGACCGGAAGUACCUGAUCAUCACGCUGACGAUCGUGGUGGUGGCAUACCUGAUCUCGAUGUCCACGGACUGUUUGGGCCUGGUGCUCGAACUGAACGGUAUCUUGGCGGCCGUGCCCUUAGCCUACGUCCUUCCCGGACUCUGCUACCUCAAACUCGAAGAGGGACCAGUCCUCUCCCCGAAGAAGCUUCCCGCCCUCGGUCUGAUGACCGUCGGCGUGUUCGCCGCCGUUUCCGGUCUGCUGCUGUUGAUCUUGAACAGCAAUACCUCCGGCUCCUGCGUGCACGGAAAGGAGGGGAGUUCGAGUCUUAGCUUGACUUCCAAAUGCAUUAAAAUGGAAAUUUCGAAAAAGGAUCAGCAAAUUGAUACGUGUGAGAAGAUUUACGAAGACAAGUGUCGAAUUUGUUUAAAAGGAGCUGCUGAAAUUUGUGAACUAUUUCGAAAUGGAGACGCUAUUCCUCGGAAACUUAUGGCUGUUGCUUCCGUACAGGUAGAGGAAGGAGAUGGUUUGCCACCAGUGAUCUGUUUGCCUUGUAAUCAACGUUUGGAUGAAUCCUAUGAUUUUAAAUGUCAAAUACAAAGUGCAGAUGAAAAACUCCGUCAAAUCCUGAAAUUAAAAGCUUCUUCCAAUAACUCAGGUAGCAGUGCCAGUAUAGUUACAGCAAUAAUCGCUGAUGUGAUAUCUAGUGUAAUAUCUUCUGAAAAGGAGAACACAGAAAAACAAGAGGAGUGUCCUACAAACUUUUGUCCUGAUAAUUUUUGUUUCACAAAAGAUGAUACCUCUUUUUGCUUAAACACAGAAAGAAACUUAUUUUGCUACGACAGAGAAACACAAAGUCAAUUAUGUAGCACAGGAGAGAAAAAAAGCUCUCAUGAUGUUAAUGAUUAUAAAACUCUUUUAGAGGAUCCUUUAGAACAAAGUAAUUCAAUUAAACAAGAAUUGUCUCUAUAUGAUGAAAAUAAGGAACAUAAUGAAACAAGUAAUUCUGUAGAACAAGUUAGUCCAGUGAAACAUGAAGAAUUACAUUUGUUCCAUGAACAUGUGCAACAAAAUAAAAAUACUUUCUUUAAAGUUGAUGUAAAUAAUGUGGAAGUAUCGGAAGACCAACGAAUGUUGGACGAAGCAUUGAAAAUCGAGAGUGUACAAGAUGAUGAAGAAAAGCCUCUUAUAUCACGCACAACCAGAAUACGAUGUACACAAUGUAUUAAAUCCUUCCAUACAAAUGUGGCCUUACAGAGGCAUCUUAUGAUACAUAAAAAGAAAACUAAAUUACGAUAUGUUUGUUACGUUUGUGAUAAACAAUAUUCUACUCUUGCAAAAGUGAAAAAUCAUGUUGCAAUUUGUCAUAAGAAGGAUGAUAUCGAUGAAACAAGAGUUAGUUGUGAACAAGUGAAAGAAGAAGCAAAUAUACAAGAAAGGAGAAUUAAUAAUGUCCAAGACAAGAGAAUAAAAGGGCAAAAGAACGAUGAUUCCUUAAAAGAACAACGAAAGAAUUUAAAAUUUUCUUGUAAUAUGUGUUCAAAGCAAUUUACUUAUCAAAAAUCUUUUAUAACUCAUGUUAAGAGUCAUCCAGAAUAUAAAUCAGAAGAAGUAGAUGAGACUGAUCAGUGUUUAGAGAAGGAUAAAUCAGUAGAGAACGUUGAAGAAGAAGAAGAAAACGAAGAGGAAGAAGAUGAAGAAGAUGAAGAGGAUGAAAACAUUCCCGUUGAAAGUCUACAGUGUACUCAGUGUGGAAAGUUGUUUGCAACAAAGAGAAAUUUGAAGAGGCACCUUUCUACACAUAGCGGAUUGAAGUACACUUGUGGAACUUGUGGUAAAGGAUUUUCAAGGGUAGACAAACUAAAAGAUCAUGAACAAUCAAAACAUAAGGCUGAAAUAUUCGAUAGUUCCGAUUUAGAUGAUAAAGAUGACUCAGACAGCAUAAAUAAGGGAAGUUGUUUAGAAGGUAGAAAGAAAGAUCGUCACAAUAGACCACAUAAAUGUGCAAUGUGUCCUAAAUCUUUUGCACAGGCUCAAUCUCUAACCAAUCAUAUGGAACGUCACACACGUGUUAAAGAGACUCAAAAAAGAUUCCUUUGUGAGGUUUGCAGCAAGUGUUUCGCUCAAAGUGGUUCACUCGUUGCACAUAUGCGUACACAUACGGGAGUUAAACCUUAUGUUUGUACUGUGUGCAGUAGAGCGUUCACAAAGAGCACUUAUUUACAAUUACAUCUGCGAACACAUAGUGGAGAGAAACCUUAUAUUUGCCAGUAUUGUAGUAGAGCCUUUGCACGUGCGAACACAUUAGCACGACAUAUAACUGUGCACACAGGAGAAGCGAAAUAUCAUUGUCAAAUUUGUACAAAAUCAUUUAGAAGACUGACAUCAUUGAAUGAACACACUUAUACGCACACUGGUCAACGACCUUAUGCGUGUAAAAUUUGUACAAAGAGAUAUAACAAUGCAGGUUCAUUAUAUGCACAUAGAAAAAAAUGUAAGGCGCAGCAGCUAUCCAAUACUGAAUUUGCAGUUUCUGUGGAGGAUUCUGUACCCCAACAGGAUGUGAACGUGUCACAAGUUUUGAUCUAUUCACAGAGAAAGUUGAUGGAAGAUGCCACUGUUGGACAAGUUACACCUACACCGCAGUACAUGAUUGCAAAUGUGCACAAUCAAAAAAAUUUGGGAGCAAAUAUUAUUCAACCAUUUACGGUGGACGAUCCAAAUGUUUAUGCAAUUAAUUCAAAGCAAUUUAAGAGUCCUUAUUACGCAAUCUAUCCAAAUAUGUAAGAUAAUAACGUGUGCCGAAAAUUGAUUAAAAAAUGUCUUUUUUUAAAGA